This is a messenger RNA of Epinephelus lanceolatus (giant grouper), 3231 nucleotides long. The record is from RefSeq and is a predicted model, not a curated record. NCBI's taxonomy places the organism in Eukaryota, Metazoa, Chordata, Actinopteri, Perciformes, Serranidae.
CAGAUCACCUUUGUCCUUGUAUCGAGCGUUCCAGCAUUAAUUUUCCUCGUGUCAGUUUUCUAGUGUUUAGAGUCUAGUGAUUCUGCCUUUAGCCCACUCCUUGUCUGUUUUGGUUGCUGAUAUUGGAUUGAUCUUCUGUGUACCGGACCUUUUUGCUGCUAUUAAAUUGUUGGAUUAUUUUGGACGUUAUCCCUGCCUCUGAGUCGUGCUGUUGAGUCCUACCGGGUUUCUGGUCGUUACACCAUGGCUCGUCAAAAACAGACAAGGGGCAUGUUUCUUUUUCUGGGAGCUUCUGAAACACUCUGCACUGUGUCUGCUGGAAUUACAACAAUUGUCUUUAGUGGCAGCGAUCAGCCCAGGUGGCUGGCAGAGAUCUGCACUCUACUGAGUGCACUUUUCUAGUUAAGUUGCUGUUCUUGGUCAUGGAUGAUUUUGUCCAGAACGAAUAAACUACAUGGGAUCUCAGUGAGCUGAUAGAAACAUUUCAAGGAGGAACCAAACACAACAAAUCCAGAAACAGUUGAUUCUCCUGCUCAAGUUCGUCCAUCUACCAGUGCUUCAAUGGAUAAAGGAAAGAGAAAGUUGGAUCUUCAGGGUGAGUCCAGCAAUUGGCAAUCACCAACUAGAAGACAACGAUGUGAACCUGUGUCAUACUCAGAAGAAACUAUACUGUCUAAAGUGGAAGAAAUCAUGGAUGAUGUCCAAGACAAACUACCAGACCAAGACAACAAGCUCCAUCAGUUCCUCAAGAAGAAAAUUAAGGAUUUGGAAAUCGACAAGAGGGAGCUGGUCGGUGUCUUUGGUAGAACUGGUGCUGGAAAGAGCACUCUGAUAAAUACCGUCAUUGGAGAGAAGAAUCUCUUGCCUUCUGGGAGUGUCAGUGCAUGUACCUCAUUCAUGAUUAAAGUGGAGGCUAACAUGCAGAAACAAUAUGAGGCAGAAAUUGAGUUCAUUACAGAAGAGGAGUGGAAAGAUGAGUUGUGGUCCUUGUUAAAUUUCCUUGGGGAUGAUGCAGAUCAGGAAGAUGAUCAGGAAGAUGACGAGGAUUACCAUGACACUGUUGACAAGCUGUCAGCGCUGUAUGGAGAAGAAUGGAGAGACAAAUCCCCUGAAAACCUCAUGGAAAACAAGUAUUUCGAAGAAGUUCCAGAAUUUCUCCACUCAGAGAAAAAGCGUUUGACAUGUAAAUCAGCUGAAGAGCUAUCGGCAAAAUUAGUCAAAUACACAAGAAGUGAAUCAAGCGAUGGAGAAGGAAAAGAAGUAAAGAAGUGGUAUUGGCCCCUGGUGAAGUGUGUGACUGUGAGGGUGCCUAACAAUGAUCUUCUCCAGCAUGUCACACUUGUGGAUCUUCCUGGAAAUGGGGACCGUAACAAGAGCAGAGACAAGAUGUGGAAAGGGGUUGUUGGAAGUUGCUCUACUGUGUGGAUUGUGACUGAAAUUAAUCGAGCAGCAGCAGAGCGUGAAGCCUGGGACAUCCUGAAAAGUACCUGUAGCUUCAUCGGAAAUGGUGGCGAGUGUCAGCACAUCCACUUUAUCUGCACAAAGUCUGAUGUUACUGGAGUUUGGGAUGAUCGUUCAGCAGAUGCUGUUCGUGCUCGCAUACUUCAAGACAACAAGAAAGCCAAGGAAGAAGUGAACCAAGAGUUCAGAAAACUCAAGGAGGUUAAGAAACAUUUCAGUGAUGAAUGUUUCAAAGUCUUCACAGUGAGCUCACAAGAGUUUCUGAAGCAAAAACGUCUGACGCCACAGGAAACUGAAAUACCCAAACUUCAGGAAUUUCUGCAAGAGCUCAAUGACUGUCACUCAGAGACAUUAAACUAUGUGUCUGGAGCUCAUGGGAUCCUCUCUCUGAUUCAAGGGGCCAGAAGUAGAGCAGGGGCUGACAGAAACACAGAUGUGUGCAGAGAGCUGGAAGAAAAGAUGGAGCAGGAACUUAAAAAAGUCAGACAGCCCAUGCAGACUUAUGACACCUUUGAAAGAUGCCUCACUGAGGGGGUUGAAAAAUCCAAAAGUUCCUGGGAAAGACUCUUGAAGUCGGUCUUAUAUCCUCCUAGAAUGAAGGGGAGCGCUUUUCACAGGAUACUGAAGUGUGUAGUUCAGAAAAGUGGCACUCACAAACCAAAGAACAAAAAACUAAUAAACCUCAAUAUGAAGUUAACUUCGUGCCUGACUGACAGCAUUGAUGAGGAAUUCAAGAAGACCUUCCCAAAUGAAGCCACAUGUGAACCAUUCAAUGGGAUCAUCAACUCGUUUUCACUUGAAACAGAGAGGCUGAUGAGAGAGAGGCAAGAGUACAAAGAUGUCGAACUGCAACUGAUAUUUCUCAAGACAGAGGAAGAAAAAAUGAAGACAAAACUCAACAAAACCAUCCGGAAGCAAAAGAAAACCAUCUACAAGAGUCUGAUGGAGACAAUCGAGGAAAACAUGAAAGAAGGCUAUGAAAAAGCAGCAGAAAUUAGAGGACGACACUCGCUGAAAAACAUGAGGAGCACUAUUGAGAACCAUGUACGAGAUUCAAAGGACAUCAUGUUUCAGAGGGCGAAAAAUGUUAUGUUGGAGCAGCUGGAAAACUUGAUGGCGCAGAUCCUGUGGGAAUUGAAGAACACAAUGCAGGAAUCAAUCGAGCUGUCACUCAAUACAGAUGGUGACUCAAUCCCAGAUGUUUCAGAUGAGCUCCAGAUGGUGAAGAACUACCGUGAUAAACUGAAGGAAAACUCAAAUGAAGCACCACCAUCGAUGAGUGCUGAUCCACCUGUCCCAGCAACCCAUUCAUGACGUGUGCAUAGGUUUGCUCAGUGGAGAGAAUCAGCAGAUGCCUGAUCACCCACUGAAGGUCCCUGUGGGCACACUGAUCCCUCAGAGACAUGACACCUCUGGAUUUGAUCUCAACCAUUUUUGUCAAGUUAUCGUAUCCCUGUUCUUUUUGAGUUUUUAAUGUACUUUGAGUUUGCUUGUUGUUGUGUGUUACAUGCAGAGAAAUUUUAGACAUUUUUACUUUCAAGUGAUUAUGGAUCAGUUAAAAUGUGGGGAGAAGGGUGGAGGGAGCUGGAUUCAAACCAGAGACGUAAGUCCUGUUUCCACCGAGCGGUACGGUACAAUUCAGUUUGUUACAUUGUUUUUCAGUUUCCACUGUGAAAAGUUGUGGAUGGUACCAAUGGAACCAUUCUGUACCGUCCCCAUUUUUGGUCCCCCCUCUGUUGGGGUACCUAGCACACAGAUCUGGAACUAAAA